Molecule: messenger RNA, 2279 nt
Organism: Papaver somniferum (opium poppy)
Lineage: Eukaryota; Viridiplantae; Streptophyta; Magnoliopsida; Ranunculales; Papaveraceae
Product: adenylate kinase 5, chloroplastic-like
Exons: 21
Coding region: 88-1887 (599 amino acids)
Biological process (GO): nucleobase-containing compound metabolic process
Molecular function (GO): AMP kinase activity; ATP binding
Source: RefSeq, a predicted model, not a curated record
CCCCCGCUACUGUUGUUCCAUCUCCCCAAUCUCUAGAACUCAUUUUUCAAAAAAUUAUUUACUCAGAGAAAUAUAUGACACCAAAAAAUGGUGGCGCUAAACUCAGCGAUUUCAGUUCACUGCUACAACAACAACAGUAAUGGCGCCUUUUCAUUUCCUCCUGUUACUGCAUGUCUCCGUCUUUCUUCAUUUUCUUCAAUUUCUUCUUCCACCCGUUCUUCUUCAAUAUCUCAAUCAUCGGCAAACAUCUCCUUGCAUCUUCGCGCAAAGAUAAUAAACCCUAAAUCUAAGGGAUUUGGAGUAAAAUGUUUGUCUGAGCCGUUGAAGGUGAUGAUAUCUGGAGCACCAGCAUCAGGGAAAGGAACUCAGUGUGAAUUGAUCGUUCAGAAGUAUGGAUUGGUGCACAUAUCAACUGGAGAUUUACUUAGAGCUGAAGUAUCAUCCGGGACUGAAAUUGGAAAUAAAGCUAAAGAAUACAUGGACAAUGGAUGUUUGGUUCCUGAUGAAAUCGUCACAGCGAUGGUGACAUCAAGAUUAUCCAGAGAAGAUGCAAAGACGAGAGGAUGGCUUCUUGAUGGAUACCCACGAAGUGCUGAGCAAGCUCAAAGUCUUGAAAAGCUCUUGAUUAGACCAGACAUAUACGUCGUCUUAGAUGUUCCUGAUGAAAUUCUAAUCGACAGAUGCGUUGGGAGACGGUUGGAUCCAGUGACUGGGAAAAUUUACCACAUAAAAAACUUCCCUCCGGAAACAGAUGAAAUUAAGGCCAGGAUUAUCACUCGUGCCGAUGACACUCAUGAAAAGGUUAAAGCACGCGUAGAAACAUACAAGCGAAAUGCUGAAUCUAUCACUUCAACAUACUCGGACAUACUGAAUAAGAUUGAUGGAAAUCGUCAGAAAGGAGUAGUUUUUCAGGAAAUAGACUCUUUGCUUUCACAAGUCAAGAAGGACAAGUUAAAGAUGAUAGCCGCAGGAAAAGCAGUAAGCGACGUUCAGAUAAAGGCGUCGUCCACAAAACAGGAUAACUGGAGAGGUAUUCCUACCCGGUUAAAUAAUAUCCCUCAUUCUAGAGAAAUAAGGGAAUAUUUCUAUGAUGAUGUUCUGCAAGCUACUCAAAGGGCUAUAGUUGAUGGAAAAACUCGUUUGAAGGUGGCGAUCACUAUUCCAGAACUAAACCCCGAAAUGGAUGUCUAUCGAAUUGGUACUUUAAUGGAACUCGUUCGAGUUCUUGCUCUUUCAUUUGCUGAUGAUGGGAAGCGUGUGAAGGUCUGUGUUCAAGGAUCUAUGGGAGUAGGUGCGCUUGCUGGGAUGCCACUGCAGCUAGCCGGAACACGUCAGAUUUUGGAGUACAUGGAUUGGGGGGAGGAUGGUGCCCUGGGGAAUUUCAUCACAAUCGGUUCGAUAGGUGGCAAAGAGGUUACUGAGCAGGAUGACAUAUUUAUUCUUGUGGCUCCCCAAAAUGCUGUCGGAAAUUGUAUAAUUGAUGAUUUGAGGGCUAUGACUGAUGCUGCCGGGAGCCGUCCUGUCAUUAUUGUCAACCCUCGGCUCAAGGAUUUACCAGCUUCAAGUGGCAUUAUGCAAACAAUGGGAAGGGAUAAAAGACUGGAGUAUGCAGCGUCUUUUGAAAAUUGCUAUGCCUUUCGGCUCCUUUUUUAUGCCGGGACACAGUAUCCAAUCAUGGGUGCUCUGAGGAUGGCUUACCCAUACCGCUACGAAGUCUACAAGAGGGUGGAUGAAUCCCCUGGUAAAGAGAAGUACUUUAUCCUGGCGACAUUCUUGAAUAAACCAGGGGUUGAUGAAAUUAAUGAUGCAUUUGAAGGAAAGCCUAGAAACCGAGAAAAGGAAUCCACAGGAAUUUGGGGUUUCUUGAGCAGCGUCCUUGGAGUGUAAUCGAAACUGUACACACGAUUCCAGGCCUAGCGUGGAGGAGGCUUGAUAAACCUGCAUUCUUAACAAGUUGGAAUGUGAAAGACACAUCCAGUGAAAUUUUCCGUUUUUUUUCUUCCGUAUAAGAAAGAAAAUCUCAGCUCUCCUCUUAGGCGUUGCACAUAAAUCAUUUUUGCUUUCUGUCUCAUAUAUGUUUGAUAACUUACAUCAUAGAUAAUUAUCCUGAUAAACACUCAAUUCUAAGGGCUGUGGCACUCAGUGCAGAGCAGGAUCUGUGAGAUAUUUUGUUCAAGUUUACCUCACAUUUUGUUUAAGUUAUUUUCCCUCACCCUGUGGCACUAGUGGUGGAAAUUCCCCACUGCUUCCUCUCCCAUAGAAGUGUAGGCGGUGUCUCA